UAUACUUAAUGGGAAAUAUAGGCAUAAUCAAAUGAACCGUAAGAAUUCUUUAAACUGAAGUAGAAUUGUGCAAACAUGUAUCGGUGAUUUUCGUUUUGAAACUGGCAAAGACUCAUCCAAUCAGAAGUUAUGCAUGCAAAUCUAUAAGCUCUGAAUAAGUGUAAAAUAAAAUGAUUUAAAGAAUUUUGUUUAAAUCUGUGCGAAUUGUCUUAAAGUGGCUUGUGAAAACCCUUUGUUGAAGCACUUUUGACGAUGAUUGACCCAAGCUCCAGCGAGGAAGAGGGAGAAGAUGAUACCGUUGUUAAUUUGCCAAGCAAAGGAGGGAGAAUUUCAUCAGUUCCACAUAAAUCUGUGGCACUUGCUGCCGGACCAUCUUCAUCGAGCACUGGAGGGGGGGCUAUACCAAUUCUCACAACUGCCCCAAAUGCCCAGAAUGGCGAUUCUACAGGAAAUCAUAGACCAUCGACAUCUGUUGCUGGAAAUGGCAACGGCGCGAUUGGUUCAUCGAAAAAUGAUCAACCCCAAUCUCAAUUCAGCACUGAAGGAGGUAAUCUUGAGGUGCCCAACAAUGGGAUUCCGAGUGGCAUUUCUCAAGAAACACUGAAUCAAAGUGUGGGAUCAUCGAGAGCUAACUCGCUGCCUCGACCACUUUCACCAUCGUCCUCUAUGGCCAGUGACAAACACGAUGCCUCCGGAGAUCCACAUGAGAAGCAUGAGCGGGAGGAAGAGGAACGCAAGAGACGCAUUCAAUUAUAUGUCUUUAUAUCGCGCUGCAUAUCGUAUCCUUUUAACGCUAAGCAACCUACGGAUAUGACAAAGAGGCAACCGAAAAUCACUAAACAGCAGUUAGAGAUAAUCACACAACGAUUUCAGGCCUUUAUGAAGGGAGAAACACAGAUAAUGGCUGAUGAAGCAUUUCAAAAUGCAGUACAAAGUUACCAUGAUGUAUUUUUAAAAUCCGAGCGAGUUUUGAAGAUGGUUCAAUCUGGAGCAUGCUCGCAGCAUGAUUUUCGGGAAGUUUUUCGCAAUAACAUUGAGAAACGCGUAAGAUCAUUGCCGGAGAUUGAUGGUCUUAGUAAGGAAACAGUGUUGACAUCGUGGAUGGCCAAAUUCGACAUUAUUCUCAAGGGCAGCGGCGAAGAAGAUACAAAGCGACCCUCGCGUAUGCAGCAGUCGCUGAAUAGUGAGCUUAUCCUGUCCAAGGAACAACUCUAUGAUAUGUUUCAACAGAUAUUAUCUGUAAAAAAGUUUGAGCAUCAAAUCUUAUUUAACGCAUUAAUGCUUGAUUCAGCAGAUGAGCAAGCAGCAGCGAUCAGACGUGAAUUAGAUGGUCGUAUGCAGCGGGUUGGAGAAAUGGAGAAAAACCGAAAACUUAUGCCAAAAUUUGUGCUAAAGGAAAUGGAGUCGCUUUACAUAGAGGAACUCAAAUCGUCCAUCAAUCUUUUGAUGGCAAAUCUCGAAUCACUUCCAGUAUCCAAGGGCAAUAUGGACAGUAAAUAUGGGCUUCAAAAAUUGAAGCGUUACAACCAUAGCACACCAUCUUUUUUAAAAAUGAUUCUACGUUCUCAUGGAUCUCUUUCGAAGCUAGAGGGUGAUUCUGAAGAUGGCACCACACAAUUGACUAAAUUGGAUGUUGUACUUACAUUUCAACUAGAAGUUAUUGUUAUGGAAGUAAAAGGUCUCAAAUCGUUGGCUCCAAAUCGAAUUGUGUAUUGUACGAUGGAGGUUGAGAAUGGUGAAAAACUGCAAACUGAUCAAGCCGAGGCCUCCAAGCCUAUGUGGGACACACAAGGUGAUUUUACAACGACUCACCCUUUGCCAGUGGUUAAAGUCAAGUUGUACACCGAAAAUCCGGGAAUGCUGGCUCUAGAGGACAAGGAGUUAGGGAAAGUAACUAUAAAGCCUUCUCCAUUAUCAUCAAAAUCACCUGAAUGGCACCGUAUGGUCGUUUCCAAAAACUUACAAGAUCAGGAUGUGCGGAUCAAGAUAGCUUGCAGACUUGAUAAGCCUCUGAAUAUGAAGCAUUGUGGAAACCUCUACGCUAUUGGAAAAUCUGUAUGGAAAAAGUGGAAACGUCGUUAUUUUGUUUUAGUCCAAGUCUCUCAAUAUACAUUCGCAAUGUGCAGUUAUAAGGAAAAGAAGUCCGAGCCGUCCGAGAUGAUGCAGUUGGAUGGAUACACGGUGGACUAUAUUGAAGCUGCCAGUGCUAAUCUCAUGUUUGGCAUCGAUUUAAACGGUGGUCGAUUCUUCUUUAACGCUGUGCGCGAAGGCGACAGCAUUGCAUUCGCCUGUGAUGACGAGAAUGAGUGCAGUCUAUGGGUAAUGGCCAUGUACAGAGCCACAGGUCAAUCACAUAAGCCCACGCCGCCUAUCACACAGGACAAGAAUUCGGCCAUGUCCAAAAUUCAAGGAGAUGCGGAUAAAGCACGAAAGCAUGGCAUGGAAGAUUAUAUAAGCGCGGAUCCGUGUACAUUUGAUCAUGCCAAUUUAUUUAAGACCCUACAAAACUUAACACUCGAAUAUAGGUUAAAUGAUCCUUACGCAUCUCUGGGAUGGUUUAGUCCAGGACAAGUAUUUGUUUUGGACGAAUAUUGCGCCCGAUACGGUGUCCGGGGAUGCUAUAGACAUUUAUGUUAUCUUUCCGACCUUUUGGAUCGCGCUGAAAAACAGUAUAUGAUUGAUCCCACUUUGAUCCAUUAUUCGUUUGCUUUCUGUGCGAGUCACGUACAUGGAAAUAGACCUGAUGGAGUUGGCAGUAUUACGCAUGAAGAAAAGGAAAAGUUUUCUGAAAUAAAAGAACGUCUGCGCCAACUUCUGGAGUUUCAAAUAACAAAUUUCAGAUAUUGCUUUCCAUUUGGUCGACCCGAAGGGGCUCUCAAGGCUACACUCUCAUUGCUAGAACGGGUCCUUAUGAAGGACAUUGUGACUCCAGUACCUCCGGAAGAGGUGCGUCAAAUGAUUAAAAAGAGCCUGGAAACCGCAGCACUUGUAAACUACACACGACUCUCUGCUGAAGCUAAAAUUGAAGAGGAUUUACGUGGGGAAAUGAUUGUGCCACCACCCAAAAAACUUGAGGAUCUUAUUCACCUGGCCGAACUUUGUGUUGAUUUGUUACAGCAGAAUGAGGAACACUACGGCGAGCUGCGCAAACAUGAUAAAAAGGAUAAGGUUAAGGCAAUAAAGGAAGGCGGAGACGAUACUGAUAUCACUUCUGCCUCAGCCUCUGCUUCUGGUCAGGGAUCCAUGGACCAAGUACCGUCAAUGUCAAAGGGUCAAUUGAAUGCUGGCGCAGUCGGUGCUAGUGUCGGACCGCCUCCGUUCCGAUACUGUAUGCCCACACAUGCGGUGUACACACCGCCAGUACCAACGGCAUUUGCUUGGUUCAGCGAUCUUCUGGUUGAACAUGCUGAGAUAUUUUGGUCUCUUUUCGCAGUUGACAUGGAUCGGGUAUUGUCUGAGCAAGCACCAGAUACAUGGGACUCUUUUCCCUUAUUCCAAAUUCUUAACGAUUAUUUAAGAUCUGAUGAUAACUUGCGAAAUGGGCGGUUUCACCAGCACUUGCGAGAUACUUUUGCCCCAUUGGUGGUACGGUACGUGGAUCUUAUGGAAUCCUCAAUAGCACAAUCGAUUCAUAAGGGAUUUGAAAAAGAGCGCUGGGAAAGCAAAGGGAUUAACGCCGCGUUGAACCCAGCCGCAUUAAACAAUGCAGCCCAGGCAUUAAACACGGCAGCUCUCAACCCGGCGGCACUGCUAAGCGGCAAGAAAGAUCAGGUCAAUUUCUAUGUGCCGAAACUACCAAGGGGCACUGCUGCCGGUGCUGAUGAAAUGAGAAAUGGCUGUGCGACUUCAGAAGAUCUAUUCUGGAAACUGGACGCAUUGCAAUCGUUCAUCAGAGAUCUGCACUGGCCAGACGCCGAAUUCCGUCAGCAUUUGGAACAGAGAUUGAAGAUGAUGGCUGUGGAUAUGAUUGAACAGUGUAUACAGCGAACGGACUCAUCGUUUCAGUCUUGGCUUAAGAAAAAUGUUGCCUUUAUUUCGACUGACUAUAUAAUACCGUCGGAGAUGUGCGCUAUGGUAAAUGUGAUAUUAGAUGCUAAAAAUCAAAGCUUUAAAUUAACGACCAUCGAUGGUAUCGAUCUUUACAAAUUCCAUGCGAAAAUCGAUGAUCAAAUCGACAAAGCGAAUGUAGCGAUGACACAAGGUCUAAGUGGCAAACUUAUGUCAGUGCUAGAGUCGACUUUGUCGAAAUUGGCGCGUUAUGAUGAGGGUAGUCUGAUUGGCUCGAUCCUCAGUUUUACGAACGUGUCGAGCUCAGGGAAGGAUCUCGGUCAGGGCUAUGUGAAUUUCUUUCGCAACAAUAUGGAUCAAAUACGUGGUAAAAUUGGUGAUGAUCUCUGGACUCUGAACUUCUUCGAGCAGUGGUAUUCUCAGCAAGUAAAUAUGUUAUCAAAUUGGCUGUCAGAGCGAAUGGAUCACGCCCUACACUAUGCCCAGGUCACGUCCAUCUCGCACAUCGUUAAGAAAAUCUAUUCGGACUUUGAGCUGCAGGGUGUUCUGGAGGACAAGCUUAAUUCAAAAGCAUAUCAAACUGUGGCACAGAGGAUGACAGCUGAGGAGGCAACCUGUGCGCUAUCAAUGCCCGAUGUGGCUGAGGGGGAUGAAAACUGUGACGAUGUACAUAAUGGGGACGUGGAUGAUGCUGGUGAUGAAUCCGGCACCCAUGCAUCGCGGAGCCUGCCAAAGCCAAAAAUCGCAGUCCAAGCUGCUCAGGCAGCGGCUGUCACCAACGUUGUCGCUGGCCGUGUUGGCAAUUUGCUUGGUAAAGGCAUUGGUGGACUUAGCUCAAAGCUAGGAACUGGCGGAUGGUUUUGAAAAUUGGCAAUAUUCUGGAGUUUCUGGAUUUAAUCGUAUCUGUAUCCAUCGUAUACUGACGUCCAGCAUCUAAUACUAGCUUCGUAGCUUUUCUGAGCCAAGUCCACAGACGCAUGAUAGCUUAUUUAACCCCAAUACUUAAUGGAUAGAUUAAAUACAAAGAUAAACUUACACACACACAAAUCCACACACACCACACACUUAUUGGAAAUUGUAUGUAUAGAGUAGAGUCUUUAAACAACAUUCCAAUAUUAAAUUAAUUAUAUAUAAUCAGAAUUAUGAAAAGCGUUUUAGCAGAAAUAAACACAAAUAUAUAAAUUGAUUUACUAUAAUGUAAAAACCAAUCAUGUACAUUUGAAACGACGAUAGUUCUUCUUACUGAUAAAAACACUUAUAUAUCUGUAAAACUUAAAAUUAGUUUUCACAUAAUUUAAUGUCAAGUUGAAGCAUUCAAUAUUUACAUAUGCAUUACAUUAUUACCUCUUGAAUAUAUACUAAAUAUUUAAAUUAAUUAAUUCUGCUUAUAUGCCUAUUUCUUCAUCAACGCAAUUGAGUAAAUUGACACUGUGCUAGGGCGAUAAUUAAAAUUGGAAAACUAUAUGGUAAUAUUGCUUUGAUUUUGUUUGUUGUCAAAUUUAAGUUCAACGAUCCUUGGAAAAUUAUUUGCAAUUGAUGAGAGUACACUUGUUUCGAAUACUCAGUUAUUCUAUUUUCUGAUCAAAAGUAAUUAUUGCUAUGCUUUUGCCUUAUUCUAACGAUUUAACUCUGAAAUUCUUCUUUAUCAGAUUUCCUAUUAUUUAAAAAAGAUUUUGUAUUUGUGUAAUAUGUGUAUUUUUAUAUAUUAUGAAUACUUCAAUUAAUCAUUUAUUUCUACUGUAAACUAAUAAAUAAAAUAAUGUUAAAGGCUACAUAUCUCUCAGAUUUAUUCCAAUAUAAUUUGUAUUCUACUGGUUUUGUCGUGCUUGGAAACAAAACGAAAUCAUUUGUAACCACGUUAAACCGUUCUAUAGUAGAAAGACAAAAUUGUAUUCAAAGCUUAAGCUCUAA
Molecule: messenger RNA, 5919 nt
Organism: Drosophila innubila
Lineage: Eukaryota; Metazoa; Arthropoda; Insecta; Diptera; Drosophilidae
Gene: Cadps
Product: calcium-dependent secretion activator
Exons: 25
Coding region: 253-4872 (1539 amino acids)
Biological process (GO): dense core granule exocytosis; synaptic vesicle exocytosis
Source: RefSeq, a predicted model, not a curated record